Molecule: messenger RNA, 3011 nt
Organism: Glycine soja
Lineage: Eukaryota; Viridiplantae; Streptophyta; Magnoliopsida; Fabales; Fabaceae
Product: WEB family protein At1g75720-like
Exons: 5
Coding region: 1831-2748 (305 amino acids)
Source: RefSeq, a predicted model, not a curated record
CUCUUUUUAUUCCUUGACCUAGGUUUUUUUAUCCCUCGCCUCCUUCUUUUUCUUUCCCCCUCUCUCUUCCCCUUCCUUGCAUUUUCUUUCUCGUUCUCUGAAGGUGAGUUAUUAUCUUUUCUUCCCUUGAUCUAUGUUUUUUUUAUCUUUCUCACUCACUCUCUACACAUCUUUGUCACCAGAUCUACUACACUUUGAAAGUAAGUGAAUUUUUCUCCUUCUCCAGAUCUAUUAUUUCUCUCCCACUUUUCGGUUGAAAGCAACCUAAUUUGCUAUUUUUUUCUCACUCUUCAAAAGUGAGUAAACCUUUUUCAUUCCCUUGAUCUGAGUUCCUUAUCUCUCUUUGUCCCUUUCUCUCUCUAUUUCUUUUCCCUAGAUCUAUGCUUUGAAAGUGAGCAAAUGGUUCUCUUUUCCAGAUCUAAUAUUUCUCCACCGCUCUUUGAUGGAAAGCAAUCUGAUCUAUGCUUUCGUUCUCACUCUCUAAAGUUGGUGGGCUUUGGCUUCAAAUUGCACAACCUAGGUGAAGGGACACAGGACUUGUGAAUCAAUGGUAGUUCUUACUUUUACUCGAGGAACUUUGAGAAUCUUUUAAAAGUGGAGUGGUUGUGCAAACACUAUGAUGUCUCGUAGAUAAUACAUAGAGGCAACACCAUUAUGGGAUGUUAUAUUCCAUACAUGUUUGCAAUUUAAUUGCAUGCACUUAGGUUAGCUUUUUUUUCUUCUUUAUCUUGGUUAACAAUUGCUAAUAAUUUCCUUCCUGGCACAACUUUUUUUUUUUUGUCAUUAUCAUUGAUUUUGCUUCUACAUUUCAUAUUUAUCACAAUUUUGUUAAAAUUCGUGUUUACUUCUACUUUUUCUUUGGCCUAUUUUUUUUUAUUGCAAACCAUGGUACAACUCAUAAGUUUAAAUUGGUGUCUUAAUAUCCAAUCUUUUCAUUCUAACAAAUUAUAACACUUGAUCAGGAUUAAGAUUCAUGUUGGUUUAGAUGGAUAUGAUGAUAAUAAUGCAUUGAGAGGAGUAAUCUAACAACUAUAAUUCUUAUAGUCCUUUGUGCUUAGAGUGUUACUACAACGAAGAUAUGAGUGAAUAAUAAGUGACAACUUGGUUAGCAAUUAGUAAAUGCUUAUUUGUGUAGUCUUGUGAGGAUAAUUUGGUCCGAGACACUGAUAAAAGGAGAAACCAAAAUAUUCACUCUUUUGUAUUUUGAGGGACAUUUAACUUUAUGUAUAAAAUUUGGCUGACUAGAGUGAUCAUGGAUCUUUCUAAAUGCAAUUUACAUUUACAUUGGUAAGGUGUUGAUUAGGUGUAAAGUUCACCCAAGCAUUAGCACAUUAACUCAAAAGUAUCAUAUGAAAAUAUAGGGUCAUAGCCAUUUGUUAUCCAUUUGCUCAUCAUAUUCAUUGUUGCCAUUAUCUCAAACCCUAUUUAUUCGAUGAAUGAUGAACAUUUACAAAGCUUUUUUGUAUAAUGUUUUUGCAUUUCACAUUUUUUUUCCUAACUCAGUUUGUAAUGAUGUUGACUUUAUCUACUAUCAGUGGCCCUUCUACUCUAUAUGCACUCCACUCUGUAAAAGAUUUUUGGGAUCCUUGAGGACAAAGUAAGCAACACUAUAAGAAGUCUUGCGUCCCUUCAUUCUAGGCAGUGCAAUAAAGUACCAUUUUUCAAGAAAUAUUUGGACAAGCUUUCGAUCGAUCAUAAUUGUUAGACCUGACAAUCCCUUAAAUUGUGUUGCUCAUCACUGGUGCAUGAGAGUCUUAACCAUAAUGACUAAUUGCCUUGACUGGGUGGCUCCCUCAAUCAAUGCCCCAAUCACACCAAUCAUCAUAAAAGAUGUUGAAGUCACACUCACUCUAUAUAAGUGCACAUCAAGGGGUACCCCACAUGGUCUUUGCUCCUGGAUUUUGUCCAAUGCAGUCGGAUGACUUGCCCAAAAUGUUGGUCCAACACCAACAGUACCAAGAGCAUCCACCCACCGCCUUCGCCCUCAAACAUAACAGAAUUCUAGUGAAGUGGACGCGAAGAAACGAAGCUUCCAAUCUUAUAUCUAAACCCUCUCCUUUGUCCAAUCCAUCUCAUUCUUCUCUCCCUCUCUCUCACAUUCACUACCAGCCAGCUAUCCUUGUUCGCUGUUUCCACUUUGGAAGAAACACAAACAUGAACAUGGAAGAUGGUGUCAUGCUGGUCAGAAAGGCCGAGAUAGACACAAGGGCGCCAUUCCGGUCUGUCAAAGAGGCUGUCUCGUUGUUUGGUGAGAAAGUUUUGGCCGGGGAAGUUUAUGCAAGUGCUAACAAGCUCAAAAAGAGUGGAGCAAAUGAAAACGGCGGUGAAUUUUCGAGAAUUGAAAGCGUUGAAGCCGAGUUAGAUGAGACGCGGGAAAACCUGCAGAGGGCAAAGGAAGAAAGCAUGGUAAUGGCGCAUUGUCUGUCUUCUCUGCAGGAAGAGCUAGAACGUACGAAGCAAGAGCUCCGACAAUUGAAGCAACGGGAAACACAGAAGCACCCAGAGGAAUCUGAAAUCGAAGAUGUAAAGUUUGUGGAGAACUUAACGACGUUUGGAGUGAAAAGUUCGAGAUUCGACGAGGAUAAGAUGGAGUUCCAAAAGAAAAGGUACGUGACGUUCGCGAACCCGCAACACGGGGUUGAAAAGUUGGAAAGGCACCCUUCUCUCAGGAAGAAGAACAAGAAGUCGCUCAUUCCUUUCAUUGGAGCCAUCUUUUCAAGGAAAAAGGGAACCCAAGAAAUUCCAUGAAACCAAUUUUUAAUCACACCAAGUACCAUAUAUGUUUUCUGUUUACUACUAAUUAAUAUGUUAAUUGGCAACUGCAUUUUGUUUAGAGUUUCUUCUCAGAAGGUAUAUUUUCAUGUCCUCUGUAAUCUAACAGACUUCAAUGGCAAAUGGUCCGUACAGUGUAGUUAAUUAAACUCAUGAGAUGCCGGUAGCAGACAGAGUAGCGGAAUAUGAAUGCAUGUUGAGCGUGGUUCAUGUUAUAAAGCACCAUUAUUCCAAUUUCA